AUGUGCAAGUGGGAGCUGUUUAAGUGUUUCCAUAGCAACUAGUUUUCCCAGAUUUCCCUUAGGAACAGCAGGUUUUCUUUAGCCACUGCAGGAGUCAGGAUCUUUACAACUUUACUCUCUUUGUCUGCUUAAAGGUAAGCGACAAGGCAACAAAUACUCAUUUAGCAGUGAAGGAGAAACUGAGACAGUCUGCUGUCUCCUUGGUGAAAGAGCUUCCCAACAAGCUGACCAGGUUUCCUUGUCAACUGGGCAACAACAUUCCUCACUCUCACAAUAAUCAUUCCUGCUGGUCGGCCUGAAACACUGGUUCAUUCCAUUAUUUUGGGCAUGGCUGGCCAUCACGAAGAGGGCAGAGAAACAAAAGAGAUCAGCAACUUUCUUUGCUCCGAUGCAGAUCAAAAAGACAGCAAUCUCAGGCUGGAUCAUCUGACUCCCAGACCGGAUCACUGUGACCUCCUCCUAGAUGCAAUAGAUCAACAACUUGAUCAGCUGCAGAUUAUGUCUCCAAAACCAAAAAGUGAUGUGGUUCCUACAUCAAAAAAUGGUAAAAACAGAGUUGCAACAUGGAGCUUUGGCAACAUGUCGACUGACGGCGAUCUUGAUCUGGACGUCAGGCAGCAGGUCAGGUGGACAGGGUGUUGCUCCUUCAUGGAGGAUGUUGUUGAUUUGAAUGACAUCUGUGUUGACCACGGUGACAGUGACUCAGCUGGAGAGGAAGAGAGAGAAACUCAGUUUACAGCAGCGAGGAGAUUCUCUGACGGACAUGAACAGAUGAAAAGUCUUUCUGAUUCCUCCAACAGCCAGCAGAACAACAGAAAAACCAACAGUGAAAAUAAAGACAGCAGUGAAGACUUUAAAAACCUCACCAGGACGUCCACUCCAGUGAGGACAUCAGAGAGGCAGCUGUCACACUGCAUCAACUUAAAAGAGGAAGUCUUUGACCGCCGACGUAAAUGCGAAAACGAGGAGAAGAAACUCAGAUCAAAGUGGAUUCAGCUGAAAGAAGUUGAGCUUUGUCUCUCUGAACUCCAACAGAAAAAGAAGGAAACCGUUCAGCAGCUAGAACAACUGUCUGCAGACACGACUUGGAUGCAGAAGGAGAAAAAAGCUCUGGAGUUUAUCCUGAGAAACAGCAGGUACCAGCUACAGCAGUUGCAGAGGCAGACAGAGUCGCAUCAGAAAACUGUGUUCUGCUGGACAAAGCAGCUGGAGGAGCUUCAUGAGGAGCUGCACAGGGCCACAGAGGCAGGGAGCUCACUGCUGAACAGAUGUGCAUGUCAGCAGAAACAGCUGGAGAAAAGGCAUCAGAUUGAGGAGCCCCCUGAUGUUCAAGUCAGCGAGCUCCAGCACGAACUGGGAGAAUGUAGGAUCAAAGUGGGAAGACUGGCCGAAAUGUUGGCAGAUAAGGAGCUGCAGCUGAUGGAUUUGCAGGAGGAACGAGACUCUCUGCAAGCGGAGAGAAACAACCUGAUGAGGGAGCUGCAGCUCUACAGAGAGCUGGUAGAAGCUCAGGUAGUGAUGCAAGAACUGAACCUCCACAGGCAAGACAAAGAUCAAGCUUUAAAGGCACGUCUUAAUCAGGAGCACAUUGAGGAGUUCUGCAGUCUGAAACGUGUUCCUGGGUCUGACGGAUGGGCGGCAGCGUCUCUCUGCAGGCAGCUGAAGGCCCAGGAUCUGGAGCUGAGGCAGCUUCAGAUCAACACGGCUCAGUGGAAGCAGCAGACUGCGGCUCGCCUCGCAGGCAGCUUUACCGAGCAGCUGAUGGCUGAUCUGGAGAGGUGCAAGACAAUGCUGAUGAGGUGCAGAAAUGCAUCAAAGAUGAAAGAAACAAGUCCUGACAGAAGCACCAUGUCUGGCGCAAAGGAAUCUCAGGAGGCUGUUUGCUCCCACUUGCAUCACGCAGUGGUCGGCGCCGCUGCACACAUCCCCUCAGACAUCUCUUUGUUUCAGCUUCUUUGCUCCCUGCAGAGCAGAGUGAAGCAGCUCCAGGAAGAAAAUCAGGCUUUCCCAGACACACUUAGCUUUGAUGUAUCAGGAUCCUCUCUGACAACAGUGAGAGGGGAAUUACCCAAAGGAGAUUUUUGAGGAUAUUUCACUGCUAAGUAUAAUUACAGGCUGUGCAGUGGCAUGCAAAUGUAUUUACACCCCUUGGAGUUUUUUGUAUCGUCUUACUUUGCAACUGCAACUCUCCUGUGGGCAGAAGUGGUUCAGUGGGUAAAGUAGUUGUCUUGGACUCCAUAAGUUGAGGGUUUGAUUCCAGCUUUCUCCUGCCACAUGAUGAUAUGCCCUUGGGAAAGACACUAAACCCCAAGAUCUGUACUGAUGUGAGUUUGAAAGGCUUUUAAGAGACUGGUGUAAAGUGCUUGGAGCUCUAAGUAUUCCAGAAAAGCACUAAUAAAUUUGGCCCAUUCAUAUUUUAUACUAGACUAAAACAAAUUAGAGCAAAAAUGAGAACCGGAAGGAAAAGGAGACAUGCUGUGCCACUUUUUUAUAAUUAAAAUUUUUUAAAAUGUGGGUUAAUAUUCAGGUCCCACUGAGUUAAUUCCUCGUAAAGCCAUUCUUUGUGGUAUGACUCCAAAACCACACAACUGAAAUGAUGUUGAAUGUAUUUUAAAGCCAACCAGUGAUAGAAGAAUAAAAGGCAGGUUUCUGUGACGUCUGUGCUGAGAAAAAAGGGAUCUUCCUUGGGCUGUCGACAAUGAACUGUAAAUUAAAUCCUGCCACUUUUGUUAAAUAACCUAAUAAAACUGUCAUGUGUGA
This is a messenger RNA of Gambusia affinis (western mosquitofish), 2760 nucleotides long. Its product is annotated as cingulin-like. The record is from RefSeq and is a predicted model, not a curated record. NCBI's taxonomy places the organism in Eukaryota, Metazoa, Chordata, Actinopteri, Cyprinodontiformes, Poeciliidae. The transcript is spliced from 19 exons. Bases 328 to 2085 code for a protein of 585 amino acids.